Molecule: messenger RNA, 4212 nt
Organism: Cercopithifilaria johnstoni
Lineage: Eukaryota; Metazoa; Nematoda; Chromadorea; Rhabditida; Onchocercidae
Source: the annotation of a GenBank genome assembly
AUGGGUAAAGAGCAAUACCGUGAAUCAGAUUUGGCACGCAAAGUAAGCAGUGUGCAAUUUACGGCUGGUAAUGCUGAAUCAAUGAGGCAAAUAGCACAUAUACCGAUCUUCAAUAGCAAAUUGUAUGAUGAAAGUCCCGGCCGAUGGGUUCCGGUUACUCAUGGACCACUCGAUCCGCGCUUAGGAACAUGUCAAAAGCAUACUGACUGUCAAACUUGUAAACAAAACUUGGUUGAUUGUGUUGGUCAUUUUGGUUAUAUUGAUCUCGCUAUACCCGUUUUUCAUGUUGGCUUCUUUCGCUUGACAAUACAGAUGUUGCAAUGCAUUUGUAAAUUUUGUUCUGCGAUGUUGAUUACUGGUGAGCAGAAGAAGAUGUUUUUGCAUCAGGUUAAUAAUCCAAAUUUGGAUUAUUUACGACGGAAAGCGCUUCAUAAGCGUAUCGUUGCCGCCAGCAAAAAAAUUACUGUUUGUGGUAAAUGUGGGCAUAGAAAUGGUAUUGUAAAGAAAGCAGUUGGUGCAGUAUUGAAAAUAGCACAUGCCGAAGUAAUUCCUGCUGAUAAUUAUUCCGAAUACGUUUAUGCUGCCCAGGAAAAUAAAGAAUUACAAAAUUUAUUACCAAAAACGAAAUUCACUCUCUUAGAUCCACUCCAAGUGCAAGUCUUAUUUAAUAAAAUCGACAAAAAGGAUAUACCGUUGUUGAUGGUGCACUCAGCGGAUACGCCCAAACAUCCAUCUGAUGUCAUUUUGACUAGAAUACCUGUUCCUCCAUGCUGUAUUCGACCUUCUGUCGUGUCUGAGGUGAAAUCGGGAACAACCGAAGAUGAUAUUACGAUGAAACUAUCUGAAAUUAUAUUGAUAAAUGAUGUUAUCGAAAAACACAAAAAGGAAGGUUCGCCGACUAAAACCAUUUCGGAAACAUGGGACCAUUUGCAAGUUCAAUGUGCUCUGUACAUAAACAGUGAACUGAGUGGAUUACCACUUGACAUGCAACCUAAAAGAGCAACACGUGGCUUUACACAACGGCUGAAAGGAAAACAAGGCAGGUUCAGGGGAAAUCUCUCCGGAAAACGUGUUGACUUUUCUGGAAGAACGGUUAUAUCACCUGAUCCAAAUCUUAGGAUUGAUGAAGUUGGUGUUCCUGUUCAUAUAGCGAAGAUCCUCACUUUUCCGGAAAUUGUAAAUAAGGCAAAUAUUGAGCGAAUGCGUAAACUGGUUUUAAAUGGUGAUAAUAUACAUCCAGGAGCAAACCAUAUUGUAGAAAGAGCAACAGGCAACAAACGUUUCCUCAGGUACGGCAAUCGCGAAAUCACGGCUGCACAGUUAAAAGUUGGUGAUAUAAUUGAACGGCAUCUGGACGACAAUGAUAUUGUGCUUUUCAAUAGACAACCUUCGCUUCAUAAAAUCUCAAUUAUGUCUCAUAGAGCAAAAAUCAUUCCUGGAAGAACCUUCAGGUUUAAUGAGUGUGCAUGUACACCGUACAAUGCCGACUUUGAUGGUGACGAGAUGAAUUUACAUGUUCCUCAAACAUAUGAAGCACGUGCGGAAGCAUCUCUGCUAAUGGGCGUCAAAAGUAAUCUAAUCACGCCGAGAUCAGGUGAGCCGCUCAUUGCUGCGAUACAGGAUUUCAUCACUGGUACCUAUCUCCUAACACACAAAGAUAGUUUUUUCCCUCGCUCGGAGAUGUAUCGUUUUGCGGCCUCAAUCAUAGACUGCAGUUCGAAAAAGCAGCAAAGAAUUCGAAUACCACCUCCGGCUAUUCUAAAACCAGCGGAACUUUGGACCGGAAAACAAUUAAUAGAAUUAAUUAUAAGACCAGAUGUAGACUCGAAGAUCAAUUUGAAUUUAACUACAAAGAAUAAAAGUUAUACUGGCAAUGAAGAAUUUUGUGUAAAGGAUUCUUACGUAAUAAUCCGGAAUAGUGUCUUGAUAUGUGGAGUAUUGGAUAAGGCAUUAUUGGGAUCAGGCAGCAAAACAAAUAUAUUUUAUAUACUUUUGCGUGAUUUUGGUGAAGAUGCGGCGGUUGAUGCGAUGUGGCGACUAGGCAGAAUGGCUCCUGUGUUUCUCAGCAAUCACGGUUUCUCUAUUGGAAUAGGUGACGUAAGACCAAGUAAUGCGCUAUUGAGAGAAAAAAGUGAUUUACUGAGGAAUGGUUAUGAAGUUUGUGAUGAUUAUAUUAAAAGCUUAAAAGAAGGGCGCUUAAAAGCGCAGCCAGGUUGCACAGAAUAUGAAACACUGGAAGCGUUAAUUUUGAAAGAACUUUCUGCCAUUCGUGAUCAUGCGGGUCAAGCAUGUCUACGUAAUUUAUCGAGACACAAUGCUCCAUUAAUUAUGGCCGUCUGUGGCUCAAAGGGUUCAUUUAUUAAUAUUUCGCAGAUGAUUGCAUGCGUGGGUCAGCAAGCUGUUUCUGGACACAGACCACCAGAUGGUUUUGAGGAUCGUUCUUUGCCACAUUUUGAAAGACGUCAAAAAACACCAGCUGCGAAAGGUUUUGUAGAAAAUAGUUUUUAUUCUGGUUUAACACCAACCGAAUUUUUCUUUCACACUAUGGGUGGUCGCGAAGGUCUUGUCGAUACUGCAGUAAAAACUGCCGAAACUGGUUAUAUGCAACGGCGAUUGGUCAAAUGUCUAGAAGACCUCUGUGUAAAUUACGAUGGUACAGUACGUUCAUCUGUAGGCGAUGUAAUUGAAUUUACAUUCGGCGAAGAUGGCUUGGAUCCUGCGUUAAUGGAAUCAAAGGAUGGCGGGGUCGUAGAUUUCAAACAUAUACUAGAACAUAUUCGGAAUACAGUACCGUAUUCGACAGAAGAUGGGGAUGUCAUCAACUAUGAAAUGGAAAAAGUUGCCAUAGAUGCAAUCAAUGAAAAGAUCGGAAAUGAACAUGCUAUGUUUCGAGAACAGCUUGAGUCUUUUAUCAAUGAAUAUCUGAAAAAAACGAAAAAAUACUAUGAACUUCCAAAAAAUUGCACCAAACAUAUCGAGUUAGUGCCAUCAAUAACACAUUGUAAUGAUUGUAAGAAUCAAAAUUUCUUCCGACAGACCGAAAUUAAGUCACGCUGUUUAUCACAUGCACAAGUAAUCGCUUUCAUUGGGCUUUGUUCGAGGAAAUUUAGGCGUGCCAUUUGUGAACCGGGUACAGCAGUUGGCGCUAUUGCUGCUACUAGUAUUGGUGAACCAUCUACUCAAAUGACACUAAAAACAUUUCACUUUGCUGGUGUUGCUUCCAUGAAUAUCACUCAGGGUGUACCACGAAUUAAAGAAAUCAUUAAUGGUGUAAAGUUGAUUUCAACGCCAUUAAUCACAGCUGCAUUAGUGAAUGAAAAGGAUGAAAAGUUAGCGCGACGAGUGAAAGCAAGGAUUGAGAAAACAACACUUGGUGAAAUCUGUGAUUACAUCGAAGAAGUUUAUUUGCCUGAUGAUUGCUUUAUUCUGUUAAAAAUCAAUGCAAAACGUGUCCGACUUCUUCAGCUUGAAAUCACGAUGUCGUCAAUUGCGCAGUCUAUUUGCACUUCAAAGCUACCUGUUCCAGUGAAAAUAUCACAGAUUAAAAUUUUGGGUAAAACAAUUAUGACAAUUCGGCCACCAGAAUUGGCUAAAUGUUCCAAAAUGAUGGCUAUUCAAUACCUAAAGUAUAAUAUUGGAAAUAUUGUUGUAAAAGGUCUUCCGGGCAUUGUACGCUGUGUGAUUCAUGCAGAUGAAAGGAAGGGGGAUUCUUAUAAAUUACUGGUGGAAGGAAUAGAUUAUCGUGAAGUUAUGGCAACAGUUGGCGUCGAGGGCCGUCGGACAUAUUUCAAUAAUGCACUUACUGUCGCUGAUGUGCUUGGCAUUGAAGCAGCACGUUCAUCGAUCAUAUCAGAAAUAUUAUCUACAAUGGCUUCACAUGGAAUUGGCUUGGACCAGCGACAUGUGAUGUUACUUGCAGAUUUAAUGACUUACAGGGGUGAGGUACUUGGUAUAACGCGGAAUGGCUUGGUGAAAAUGAAAGAGUCGGUGUUGCUGUUAGCGUCAUUCGAAAAAACAGCCGAUCAUCUUUUCGAAGCUGCAUUUUUCUCACAAGAGGAUAAGAUAUGCGGUGUAAGCGAAUGCAUCAUUCUUGGUACUCCAAUUACAAUUGGUACUGGUUUAUUCAAAUUACUUCGUAAUCAUGGCAAACAAUUCACAGUAUCCAGAAUGAGCACUAUUUUCGAGUCACCUGAAUUUAAUUUGAAACUAUAA